ACAAGCAGCCGGUGCAUUUGCUCAGAUUCCUUCGCUUGAUGGUGACAGUGACCCGGACAAAUCCAAUUAACAAUUACAUAUGCCGAGCCUCUUAUCAGCUUAUCAAGCUGAUUACAGUGGGAACCGUCACUGCAGCCGCGUGGAACGGUGGGAUAAGGUACAACCGACUCUUCGACGAAUCGACGAGUGUCCUUGCAAGCGUAGUCUCAACAGUGGGCCCUCACGUUUGUCUAUCCUGCGGGGCCUUGUUCUCGGUGUCUUCGAUUUUUGGAGUCAAGGUGGGUUUAUCGAAUUGUCCUGGAACCGGGAUGCCUCACUUGCCACCAACCUUCCUCCUAGGCCCAUAUCGAGCAUGCAUGCUUUUCGGUCUUCGAAUCUUGGAUUUCGUGGGCUUCGGCUGAGCGCUUCAGUGACGAGUCCAAGAGACCCAACGGUUUCGUGGGCAACCUUGUCCAGCCUUGGCAGCAUUGGACCUGUUCAUUCGACCGAUCUUGUAGCCACGGUUGGCACCGUCAGCUCGGGGAAUACUACUAACACAUACAUACAUAGAGGGCAGAUGAUAUCACCCUUUGCGGAGUUCCAAGCGAUCGACCUUUGUGCGACCGGAGAGAAGCUGUCUGAUACGCGACCAGACAAGCCACUGCCAUGACUGCUGACGAUCACAAGAACGAGGACCAAGACACUGAUGCAACCGGGGAAGAUUCAGACUCAAUACCGGAUCGUACGGUGUUCGGGUAAGAUAGGAACCAGCAGCUCAGCUCCGCCCAAAAACCAAUCUCCGGGUAGCCUAGUCUGCUUUUCGAUCUCGAAGCCGUUUCGAC
Molecule: messenger RNA, 821 nt
Organism: Aspergillus versicolor CBS 583.65
Lineage: Eukaryota; Fungi; Ascomycota; Eurotiomycetes; Eurotiales; Aspergillaceae
Exons: 3
Coding region: 80-649 (189 amino acids)
Source: RefSeq, a predicted model, not a curated record